GAGGUUAUGUUUAGCGAAAAAGUGUUUAUUUAUGCCAGUAAACGUCGCACAGUAAUAAAUGAACACGAAAUUAAUAAAUUUCAUAAUGUCGUGUGUGUUCGGAACCUCCGACUAUCUCUACAAUUAAAUAAGUGUGUGAAAUAAGUGAAUCUUUAGUAAAAUAAUCAGAUUAGAUUGAUACCGCUUCUCGUUGAAGGUUAUGUCAAGAUAAUAAAAAAAUCUUUCUUGACUGAAAAUAAUGUAAAAACAAGCAUUUAACAGUGAUAUUUAUUCCUCGAGACCCCGAAAUACUCAAAAUGGAUAAAAUGGAAGACAUCGAAAUGGCAGAUUCUACCGGAAAAGUGGAAAGUGUUCCGAAAGAGUCAAACUCCGAAAAUUCAGUGCGUGAAUUUAGUGUACCUCGAAGUAUUUCCUCAAACGACAAUUCCAAUUCGGAUUCGGAAGUAUCCGAAUGUAGUGAAAUUGAUUCCAUCACUUCGGAAUCUUCUCAACAUACUUUCAAGGUGCCGGAUUCUCUCAUGGGCCAUCGAAAGGGAAGAUCCAGGUCGUCCAGAGUCGAGUCUCCAACCGAUCCUUGCCACAGUAUCACUCCUGCGGAAUGGUUCUUAGAAAAAUCCGACGAGGCUCCUCCGAGUCCCGAAAACUCCGAGGAAAUGGACAAUUUGGAGCGGGAAAUAAGACUGGAAAAAUCUAAACAAAUUCAGAUAGAGAAGGAAAAAGAGAUUCAGAAGGAAAAGGAGAAGAUCGAGGCGGAAAAGGAGAAGCAGUUAAAAAUCGAAAAACAAAAACAGGCAAAGGCAGAAGUUCCCUUGCCGUAUAAAGAGCCGGCGUGGAGUGGAAAACCGGACAAGGAGUACAAAGCGGAAGUUUUGAAGUCUGGAUUGAUUUUAGAAGUGAUAGAUUUAAGCAAAAGUAAUUUUUAUGUUGUGGGGCGGCUACCAGUUUGUGAUAUUUCUCUCGCUCAUCCGACGAUUUCUAGAUAUCAUGCAGUUUUUCAGUAUCGAAGUGAGCCGGACGAGAAAAACGAAAAGGGUUUGUACUUGUUUGAUUUGGGAAGCACUCACGGUACUUUUUGGAAUGGGAAUCGCAUAAGGCCGAACAUGUAUGUGAGAAUUAGGGGCGGGCAUAUGGUGAAAUUUGGAAAUAGUCAGAGGAAGUUUAUUAUGCAGACUCCACCUGAAGAAGAGGAGGAAGAAUCGGAAUUGACAGUUACUGAAUUGAAGGAGAAACGAAGAUUGGAACUGGAAGAGCGAAUGAAAGUGGAGAUGGAGCGUCGUAGAGAUGAAGAAUUGGCAGAAAAAUUGCGACUCGAGAAAGAGGAGAAUGAGGGAGUCGAUUGGGGAAUGGGUGAAGAUGCUGAUGAAGAAACAGAUUUGACAGAAAAUCCUUAUGCCCAGACGAAUAAUGAGGAACUCUUUUUGGACGAUCCGAAAAAAACUUUACGCGGUUGGUUUGAGCGUGAGGGUCAAGACUUGCAAUAUCAAGCUGAUGAAAAAGGAAUUGGACGAUUCAUGUGUUGGGUUGAUUUGCCGAUUGAAGAUUAUGUGGGACGAACAAUAAGAGCAGAGGCGACUGUAAAAGGAAAGAAAAAAGAAGCGGUUGUUCAGUGUGCUUUAGAAGCUUGCAGAAUUUUAGACAGGCAUGGACUCUUGAGACAAGCUGUUCACGAAGGCAGAAAGCGUAAAACUCGAAAUUGGGAGGAUGACGAUUUUUACGAUUCGGAUGAAGAUAAUUUCCUGGAUCGAACUGGAACAGUCGAGAAGAAAAGAGAGCAAAGGAUGAGACAGGCUGGAAAACUGAACUCGAAAGCUGAAACUUACACUUCACUCACCGAAAAGCAUACGGAAGUUGCGAAGCAAAUCGCAGAUAUUGACAAUCGUCUGAAGCAAUCUCAAAAAGCACUUGACUUGGAAGCAGCUGGCUCGAAUGUAGAUGCAUUGGAUGCUUUUAUGACAAAUUUAAAGAGCACAACAAUCUUGAACAAAAGCGAAACAACUAAACUGAAAAUGGAUUUAGUAAAAUUACGCAAGGAAGAAGAACAGAUGUUGAAAUUAAUCGAGAUUUCAAAACCGGCAAAUCUGCCGGCCUUGAAUCCUCAAAUUCCGAAUUCCGAAUCGACUGGGAACGAAGAAAAAUCUUCACUCAAGCCGAAUAAAAUCGAAAAGGAACUCAAAGACUCAACUCCAGGAAAAGACGAACCAAAAAAUCUGGAGAUUAAAAACGAUGCCCAAAAUGAGAAAGAUUCUCUCAAAAGUGAUUCCAAAGAGCUAGAAGAAUCAAAUAAAAAGUUUAAGUCGGCUCCCGAAGUCUCAGAGCCGAAGAUAAAAAUGAUGAGAAUGGUGAGAAAGAGUGAGGAAAUUAGCGAAAACAAUAGGAAAGUAAGUGGAAAAAGUUUUGGAAGUUGCGAGCCGAUGGAAGAAGACGAGAACGGUGAUAAGAAUGACAUAUCGAAAGAUAAAAAUGCGGCGGAAGAAGAUAGGGAGGAGGAAGAAGAGAAGGAGGAGGAGGAGGAGGAGGAGGAGGAAGCUUUGAAGCGAAAAAUGCGUAAUUCAAAGCGAACUAAACAGCGAGCUUUGAAGGCAGAAAAGGAGAAAAUAAAAAGCUACGAGGACGAAAAGUUUAAGGAUGAUUAUUGCACUUGGGUGCCGCCGGAAGGACAGAGUGGAGAUGGAAAAACGUCACUCAACGAAAAGUUUGGAUAUUAAAGUACAUAGAUCUUCUCUUUUUCCAUUUUUUCCUGCAACAGUAUAAUGUGCUAAAAUCAUUGAACUAUAAUUUGUAUAUAGAUGUAAGUAAGCAUUAAAUAAAUAUUGUGUAGC
Messenger RNA from Belonocnema kinseyi, 2819 nucleotides. Its product is annotated as kanadaptin. The record is from RefSeq and is a predicted model, not a curated record. NCBI's taxonomy places the organism in Eukaryota, Metazoa, Arthropoda, Insecta, Hymenoptera, Cynipidae. Gene Ontology annotation, molecular function: protein binding; mRNA binding. The transcript is spliced from 6 exons. Bases 297 to 2705 code for a protein of 802 amino acids.